AUGAUCGCCUCAUUAUGUUUAAAAAAUCUGAAGAAAAAUGAGAGGAAAUUAAUCCAUCAACUGGUAAGGAGGGACUACGGAAACAAUGCAGGCAUUGCUCAAACAGGUUAUAAAAAAAAGAAAGGGACCACAAAUGUAGCCAAACUGAGCAAACUCGCAGAAAAGAAGAGUCAUAAAAAGGACCUGUCGCUGUGUCCAAGUUUGUUUUUCCCCCCCAAGUGGGACGGAAAUAUGAUGAAGGAUCUUCCGUUUCAAAUAACUAGGGGAAGGAUGUCCCCCCAUCCAGAAUAUCAAAAGUGGCGUAAGGAAGAAAACAAAUUUGGCGAGAACAAUGUAGAGAAAUGUGUAAGUAUAGCUAGUACUGUUACGAAAUUGAUUCCUUUUCAAAGGAGUUGUUUUUCCACCCGAGUUGGCAACCUCUGCAGUGGUGUUAGUAGAGGAUACUGCACGAGGAGAUUCUUUGGCACUUCCUCAGAAGGUUCUUCUGGUGGAUAUUCCAAAGGGGAUAAUGUGAAGGUGAACAGAAUGGAAGGGGAAGCCCUGGGGGGCGCUAAAGGUGAAACCCCAAAUGGGGGAAAUGAGGAAAGUGGAAAUCACGCCGGAGUGACGCUCACUGGAAACACAUCCAAUAAUAGUAGCGAUAGUGGAAGUGCCCCGCCAAACGGAAAUAAGGAGAAGCAGUCUCUGAGGCAAAUAUACCUGCACAAAAAACAAAGGGAAAAAAUGAUCAAGAUGUACCUCCUGCUGAGUCUGUUGCUAAUGCCAUUCGGACAGCUAUACAUGUACUGCAUCGAGAAUGACCUAAGUAUGGAGGAAUUAUUAAAAAUUUUUAAAAAUAAAAUGGAAAUGCUAGAAAAUAAAUACAAUGACAUAUUGCAGGAACUGAUUGAUAAAUAUUUUCCACUGAGUAAUGAGCCAUUAUUACCCGACUUCAAAGAUUUAAAUUACCCAGAAAAUUUACCAACCCUAGUUAUUGACCUGAAUUAUGUUAUAGCCAAAUUAGAGUAUGACAGGAAAAGUGGAUGGAGAGUAUUGAAGAGACCCUAUGCUGAUUUGUUCUUUAAAGAAUUGUCUAGCUUUUAUGAAAUUGUUAUUUGGUCAGAUGAUAAUUUCCCAGUUGCACAGGAAGUUAUUUCCAAGUGGGGUAUACCUGCUAUUGGAUGCUUACACAGAGACCAAUGCUCCAAGAAGAGAAGGCAUUACGUAAAAGAUUUGAAGAGAUUGGGUAGGAAUCUUGACCGAGUUGUUAUCAUUGACCAUGAUGCACAUGCCUUUAUGCUUCAGCCGGAGAAUGGCAUCCUCAUAAAGGAAUUUCAUGGCGAUGUAAACGAUAAGGAAAUUUUGUGCCUGAUCGAUUUGCUAAAGUCGUUCGCCAUCAGCAGCUACGACAUUUCGCAGUUUCUGAGGAAGUACGGUGGGGGGGACUACAACAUCGGGAAGCGAUAUAUGCAACUUAAGAGCGACACGGAGCAGAAGUCACAGCGAAUAAGAAACUUUGGCAAAAUUUUCCACCUCGACGGGAAGAAGACGCCCAACGGGAUGUCCUUCAACUCGUGA
This is a messenger RNA of Plasmodium cynomolgi strain B, 1557 nucleotides long. RefSeq lists its product as hypothetical. The transcript is spliced from 2 exons. The record is from RefSeq and is a predicted model, not a curated record. The coding region runs from base 1 to 1557 and encodes 518 amino acids. Lineage: Eukaryota; Apicomplexa; Aconoidasida; Haemosporida; Plasmodiidae. Gene Ontology annotation, molecular function: phosphoprotein phosphatase activity.